Molecule: messenger RNA, 951 nt
Organism: Vicia faba (fava bean)
Lineage: Eukaryota; Viridiplantae; Streptophyta; Magnoliopsida; Fabales; Fabaceae
Source: the annotation of a GenBank genome assembly
AUGGAUAAUUGGAGAAAAAACCAAGAGAUCAGUAAUCAUCAAGUGGGUCACUGGAGAUCCUCAUCUUAUAAUGGAAAACCACCUUUAGAUAAUAGGUUUCCAACAGUUCCAUCAUGGGAAAAGAAAUUUUGUGCUUCGGUUGGCUCAGUUCCAUGGAAAAAGGUAAUAGAAGGCAAGAGGUAUAUGUAUAUGCAUUCCAAUGUGGUAAACUGGGAAGACUCUGCUGUCAAAGAGACUUUUGACAAUGCAAAAAACAGGUUUUGGGCUGAGAUUAAUGGAUUUCCCUGCAACAUUCCGUUGCCUGAUCCGGACAUGUACGUCGAUGACGUAGAUUGGGAUGCGAGUGUUGAUCCUGAACUCUAUCUGGAUUUGGAUAGAGAAGAUGAGGCCCGUCGGACUAUGAUAGAAAAGAGCCAGGAGACUGUGAUUCUGGGAAGUUCUCUCCUAUUAAAUCAGUCCCUCUCCGGUCCUGGAUGGGGAAUAGAACCUACUGGAUGGGGGGACGACGAAGAAGUAACAAAGCCUCCUGAACCAAAUCUGACCUGUGGAUGGGGAUGGGGAGCCGAAGAAGUAAAAAAGCCUCCCGAACCAAGCUAUGCUGCUGUGGGAUGGGGAUCAUGCAACCAUGAAAAUAAUGAAACCAACUCUUGGGAACAGAAUGAUUCUCAAAGGUGGAUUCCAAAGCAGCAAUAUGGUGGUGACUUGGAUAACAAGUAUCAAACAAGCAAUGGUGGGAAUACAAAUUGGAGAACAUGGGAAGGAAAUAACAGAAGGAGAGAGAAUAGUAUGUCAUGGUCUAAGAACCCUGCAUAUCACCAUGCAUAUCACCAUGACAAUAAUGAAUAUCAGAUGAAUCGAGGAAGAAGAAAUGGAGGAAGAGGUGGAGGAGGAGGAGGAAGGAGAGGACAUUAUAGCUAUGUGGCCAAGGUAGCUAGUCCCAGUGCAUGGUAA